GGCCGAGGGAGGAGGAGGGCGGCGAUGGGCCCAAUGGCGGCGGCGGCGGCCCUGCUGCGCGGGGUCCGCGGGGUCCUUGGCGGGCCGGGGCUGCGGGCGGGGAGCCGGGCGGCGAGCGGCGGCGGCGGCGGCGGCGGCUCGGGGUCCCGCGAGCAGCUGGACGCGCUGGUGAAGAAGGACAAGGUGGUGGUGUUCCUCAAGGGCACGCCCGAGCAGCCCAUGUGCGGCUUCAGCAACGCCGUGGUGCAGAUCCUCCGCCUCCACGGCGUCAGCGGCUACGCCGCCUACAACGUGCUGGACGAUCCGGACCUGCGGCAAGGGAUCAAAAACUAUUCCAACUGGCCGACCAUCCCUCAAGUGUAUCUGAACGGCGAGUUUGUCGGCGGCUGCGAUAUCCUCCUGCAGAUGCAUCAGAACGGGGACCUGGUGGAAGAGCUCAAAAAGUUGGGCGUUCGCUCUGCCCUCUUAGAUGCAGAGAAAGACCAAGACUCGAAGUGAAGGCCUUACCCGUCCUACCUGAGCAGGAAGCACGGAGACUGUGAGAGAAAGCCCUGUUAGUGUCAAAGACUCAUUACCGAAAAAGCCUUACCGAUUGUUUGGUUGUCGUUCUCGUUCUCAAGAAGGCGACUCUUUGAACUGACCCUAAGGUUUGGAGCAGCGUCGGGUGGGUCGGGUUUCAGUCUGGCGAUGGGGGCUCGAGGACGUUCAACCGCCGUAACGGCUGCGGCGAUCCGAAAUCGUGGCGCGACACUGAUGUGAACCUGCCGUAUUUCUUGUACCCUCAUUUACUCUUUGCCGAUGCGGGAGUAAAGCAAACAAAUAUGA
Molecule: messenger RNA, 825 nt
Organism: Ornithorhynchus anatinus (platypus)
Lineage: Eukaryota; Metazoa; Chordata; Mammalia; Monotremata; Ornithorhynchidae
Gene: GLRX5
Product: glutaredoxin 5
Exons: 2
Coding region: 25-498 (157 amino acids)
Source: RefSeq, a predicted model, not a curated record